Aureococcus anophagefferens is the source of this 585-nucleotide messenger RNA. RefSeq lists its product as hypothetical. Lineage: Eukaryota; Pelagophyceae; Pelagomonadales; Pelagomonadaceae. Bases 1 to 585 code for a protein of 194 amino acids. Gene Ontology annotation, cellular component: membrane; cytoplasm. The record is from RefSeq and is a predicted model, not a curated record. The transcript has a single exon.
AUGGCGCUGGCCUCCCUGCGCUCCCUCCCGACGCACGCGCUGGCCUCCCUGCGCGCCUUCCCGAGCCACUACGCCCGCUUCUCGCAGCGCCGGCCGCACGUCGCGGCGGCCGCCACGGCCGGCGGUGUCAUGGCCGCGUCCGACGUGACCUGCCAGUCGUUGACCCGGGACGACGGCGUCGACGCCGGGCGCACGCUGGCCUUGGCGACGUUCGGGUUCUUCCACUACGGCGUGACCGCGAAGACGCUCUACCUCUGGUACGACCGAAUUCUGGGAAAGACGCCGACGGUGCGGAACGCGAUGACGAAGAUGGUCCUCGACGUCUACGUGCACACGCCGCUGCUGCUCAUCCCGACGUUCUACGCGAUCACGUGCUCGCUGCGCGGGCGGAGCGUCGACGAGACCGCGAGCCAGCUGCGGCGCGAGUGGUGGGACGCGUCCUUCGGGUCCGCGGUCUUCUGGACCCCACUCUGUCUGCUCAACUUCCUCUACGUGCCCCAGCACUCGCGCAUCGCCGCGAUCAGCGUCGGGUCCUUCGUCCACAAGACGUGGCUCUCCUGGCUGAGCAACCGGCACAAGAUCUAG